This is a messenger RNA of Metarhizium robertsii ARSEF 23, 768 nucleotides long. Its product is annotated as FMN-binding split barrel. Lineage: Eukaryota; Fungi; Ascomycota; Sordariomycetes; Hypocreales; Clavicipitaceae. Bases 1 to 768 code for a protein of 255 amino acids. The record is from RefSeq and is a predicted model, not a curated record. The transcript has a single exon.
AUGCAUCUACGGAGAGACCACGCAGAAACCAGCACCACCGCCCUCCAGCACUUCAUCAAAUCCAACCCCUUAGGUGUCCUAACUACAUCAAUCACAUCGCCGACAUGCUCAUUUCCUACUCUGCAGGCGACGCAUAUACCAUUCCUCCUCGAUGUCGACGGUGACUUGACGGGCAAUAGCCUCGGCCGCCUCAGAGGGCACAUGGCGCGGGACAACCCACAGGCCAAGGCCGCCGUGGAAGCCCUCGCUCAGUCCACCACGCACAUCCUCGACCAGGACGUCCUGGUUGUAUUCACGUCUCCCAUCCAGCACUACAUCACUACAAACUUUUACUCCGAGACCAUGUCGACGAAUAAGCGCACCGCGCCGACAUGGAACUACUCUGCCGCUCAGGUGUAUGGCCGGGCAAGGAUUCACUGGGACUCCAAACUCCCCGAAACUAGCGACUUCUUAAUCCAGCAGCUGAGUGACCUGGCUAGAGUCGGGGAGAGAGACAUUAUGGGCUUUAAUGAAGGAAACACCUCGCCGAGGCCGUGGAGAGUGGAGGACGCGCCGCCCAGCUAUGUCGAGCGCUCACUCAGGGGCAUCAUUGGGAUAGAAAUCGAGAUUACUAGGUUGGAGGGAAAGGUGAAGAUGAGCCAGGAGUUGAAGGAGGCUGAUAGAGACGGGGUCGUGAAAGGUCUUAGGGCUCUGGGGGGCGAAACGGCUACGAUGAUGGCUGAUUUGGUACGUGAGAGGGGAUUGAUGAAGAUUGCGAACAAGGCGUGA